CGUAUUUUCAGUCCAGCUGGUUAGCAACUUAGCAUAGCACACAUACAAUACUAGAUUGGCGUCUUUAGCUAGAGACCACCACCGAUUUACGACGUUACAAAAGGGGCCGCUAACAAGUUCAUGUACCGGUGCCUGCAAAUACCCGGUCGAACUAUCUAAUCGCUUCACUGUGUUUGCUCCUCUUAUAGGGGGGCUGGCGACCCCAGUCCCCCAGACAUAGCGUACAACGAUUCUAUAUUAGCCUUCCUGACCUGCCACCUGUAACUUUAGCAUAGGAAAAAUGGUGAAAACGAAAGGAGGAAGGACUCUCAAUCCUGCGGAUUCGUUCCGCAAGGAGCAGCGCAAAAAGGAGGUGGCGCGCAACAAGAUGGAGCGGAAGUUCAUCCGUGAGGGCGCAAAGAUGCGUUCAGACCCUGAAUCGCUCAAGAAGGAGCUUCAAGAGCUAAUUGACAUGGAGGAGAACGGAACUCUGCCUAAAAACCUGAAGCUUAAGAAGAAGGCGCUGCAGGAAGCGUACGACCAGGCCCUAAAGCGGAGAAAGGAGGAGGAGCUCAAAGCCAAAAUCGGCGGGCCACAGCUAGCAGCCCCGGGCGCAGCAGGACCCGUCGCGCUGCGGCCCCAGGAUUCGCCGUACUACCACCCCACGCUUAACCCCACCGGCGCGCCGCCGCCAGGUAAAGGCGUGGCGCCCACGGCUCCCACCGCAGCUCCCGCCGGGCCAGCCAUCCCCGUGCCCAAGGCCCCGCCGCUACCGUCGGGGCCGAGGCCGACGAUGCCGCCGCCGCCAGCGGCGCCACCGCUGCCAAGGGGCCCCGCGCCCAGCAACAUUCCGCCGGCGGUGCCGCUGCCGCCGCCAGAUGAACCGCCGCCGCCGGUGCUGCCGCCGCCGGACCACCCGCCGCCCGGACACAAGCUGCCGCCGCCGUCAAUGCCGCCGCCGAUGUUGGGGAAGCUGCCGCCGCCGCCAGGGCCGCCGCCGCCGCUCAUGGGGACGUUGCCGCCGCCACCGGGGCCGCCGCCGCCGGUGCUGGCGGCAGAGGGCGCGCAGCCUCCUGCUCCGGGUACGGAAGAGGAGGGGCCACCCGGUGUCGGCCCCGGCUCCGCAGCUGCAGUAGCAGUACCGGGGUCGGCGGUAGCAGCUGGCGGGAUGCCGCCGCCACCUCCACCGGGGCCGCCGCCAGGGCCGCCUCCCCCGGGGUUGCCGCUGCCGCCGCCGAUGGGCGGUCCGCCGCCAGGCAUGCUGCCGCCGCCACCGCCCGGCAUGAUGCCGCUGCCGCCACCACCGCCGCCCCACAUGCUGCCGCAUAUGGGAAUGCCUCAUCUGGCCCUGCCGGCCCAGUACUCGGCGCCACCCGCCACACUGGCUGCAGCCGCGGGGCAACCGGUGGUCGCAUCCGCACCCGCAGCACCCGGCCGCACCACCGCGGCUGCCGCCGCCGCCACCAUCUCCGGAGCCUCCACGGUGGCUAAGCGGCUCCCCGCCACGCAGGACAAGCAGCUGCUGUCGAUGGUCCCCGCUGCCCUUCGAGUGCGGAGGGAGGAUGCUGCGCCUAAGCCGAAGCGCCAGGCGCUAGGGGGGCCCGGGGGAGCAGGUGCGGGGGGUCGGGCGGACGCAGGAUCGGGGUUCGGCCUUGCACCCAAGCCGGUGGCCGCGGGCAGCGGCGGAGCAGGAGCAGGCGGCAAGGACGCGGGCCCAGCGUCUGCGGACCAGAAGUACCUAGACUUCUUGGCGAGUGUGGCGGACUUGGGUGCUUUUGACUAGUUAAAAGAUGGAUGGAUGUGCGUUCAGGGUUGUGAGGUGCGGUUGGAUGGGGCAGCAGGGGAGGAGCGGGUAGGCCUUGAGAGAGGCAGGGAGCGGAAUUAGGUGGAUUAGGGGAUUUAGGAGGCGAGGCUGCAAGGGGGCUGCGGCGGAGUUGAAGAGGUGAGACUGUAGGUUGGGCCUGAACCUGGGAUUGAAGUUGUUCCUGGGCUACUGUUAACGCAGCACCGGCUGUAUGCAAUGGUAGCGACGUGGCUUCUACUUGUAAGGAGGAAAGGCUGGUAGCUAGGUGUUUGGCUCCAAACAUGGGGUCAGUUAGUCAGCGUCUGAAGAAGGAUGAGCAAAGGCGAUACCACUAUGCGAAGGCAUCGAUCGUUAUCUAGGUAUGCCUGUGCAUGGCAUCCAACUUCACCGUACGCGGCAUCGCCAACAGGCGCUGUAGACUUUACCGGUCGGCAGACCGGGAGGCCAGACUGGACAGACAUACCAAGUGGAUCAGUGCAAACUUCAAUACUUAUUAUCACAAUCUUACAAACACUCCCGAUAGGAAGCUCGCCGUCCUUAAGUUUACCUCUCUCGGCCCAGUGGGUAGCCCUAAAACCAAGCAACAAAUGCAAUAAUGCGUAAUUAGUAUACGAUUUACUGUUCUAUAGCGUUCUAUUCUUUAAGGGCGCGAUGGACAGGUUAAUGAGCAAUCAUUUUGCUGGUUCACUUGCGCCGAGACAAUGCAACCUUGCCAAGGGAGCUUUCAGGACAAAAUGGAGCUUCAAUGCAUGGAACAAUCAACCUGUCCAGCUUGGUAGAGCAGGUCUUGGGAGGCAUGAGCGACGAAACAUUAAAGCGCAAGCGGCAGCGGCAGCAUCAGCGGCGUUUGACCCACCAGGUGGGACGCCAUUGGAAGCAACCAUAACACGCGCUCCAGCACAACCAGCGCUGGAAGCCUCCCCAGCCUCCUCUCGUACCUCACCCUCGUCCUUGCCCUCCUCGACACCUCCUCAACCAGCCUCCCCCUCCGCGGAGCCCGCCUUCCGCCCUGCUCCCCGCACCUUCCGCAUCCCCAACCUCUCCGCGCCCAUCACCUGGACCUUCAUGCUCAGCUACAUGGCCUUCAUGCUCAUCAUGCCAAUCACCGCGCUGCUCCAGAAAGCCAGCGCCAUCCCGCUCGCAACCUUCAUCGCGCGCGCGACCGAACCCGUUGCCGUACACGCCUACUUUGUCACCUUCUCCUGCGCGAUCCUGGCCGCGGUGUUCAAUUGCUUCUUCGGCUUCGUGCUCGCCUGGGUGCUCGUACGCUACAAGUUCCCAGGUCGCAAGCUGCUAGACGCGGCCGUGGAUCUGCCCUUCGCCCUCCCCACUUCCGUCGCGGGCCUUACGCUCGCGACCGUGUACGGCGACGAGUUCUUCAUCGGGCAGUUCCUCCAAAGCCUCGGCAUCCACGUCGUGUUCACGCGGCUGGGCGUGGUGAUCGCCAUGAUCUUCGUCUCCUUUCCUUUUGUCGUACGUACCAUGCAGCCCGUCAUGCAAGAAAUACAGCGCGAGAUGGAGGAAGCGGCCUGGUCGCUUGGAGCCUCGCGAUGGAGGACCUUUGUGGACGUGGUCUUCCCGCCGCUCUUUCCCUCGCUUCUCACAGGCACAGCACUCGCGUUUUCCCGCGCGUUGGGCGAGUUCGGGUCGAUCGUGAUCAUCUCCUCCAACUUUGCGUUUAAAGAUCUCAUCGCGCCCGUUCUGAUCUUCCAGUGCUUGGAGCAGUACGACUAUGUGGGGGCGACUGUGAUUGGCACGGUGCUGCUGCUGAUCUCGCUGGUGAUGAUGCUGGCGGUCAACCAGCUGCAAUCCUUCAACCAGCGGUUCAGGCGGUAGUGUGGAUGGAGGUGGUGUGGGUCGACAAGAGCGUGGCGGCAGGUGCUGGGAGCGUGAGGAUGUCUGAUUGGAACAGCUGGGCUGGCUGGGAGCUGUGAACUACCCAGGGGCUUCUGGCCUGGCCGCUGUUUAGCUCUGCUCUGAGGAGGUAGCACCGAGCUAACAGAGAGCUAAGCGUUGUGGGCUUCCUGGCAGGCGGCCCUUCAGGAGGAGAGGCAGCGGCAGCCACAGCGGCGGCAGCAGCGGAGGAGGAGGAGGAGCAGCAGCAGUGGACGAGCAGCGACAGCAGCGGAGGUAAUCCGACAAAGGUGGACAUGCGGUGUUAGCAGCUGGGGAAUAGGAGGGACAAUGGUUGAUGACCUUACCCGAUCCGCUCUCGCGGAGGCAGGAGCUUCACUUUGGGAAUGUCUUUGGCGUCGGCGCGGCAGAGCACUCAAAGCAGCGGCACGCCCAUAUGCCGGUGGUGGUCUUAAUAGUGCUGAGUUGCGGUUGUUGGGCCGGUGAGGGCCUGUUGCGGUAUGCUGGACUGCUCAUGUAGACGUCCUGCGGCGCCCCUUGUCGGCUGUGGCUGCAUAUGUAGUCACGGUUGGAGCUCCGUUGGCUGUGGCUAAGGGGGUAGUGAGAAGGUGUCGCCUUUUGGGAAGGCGAGGAAGUGUGAAGCCCCAAUGGGUGGCGUUCGACGAGAACGGGGGUUUACUGCAGCGAAGGGCAGGUGUGUGUUGAAUGCCGG
Messenger RNA from Astrephomene gubernaculifera, 4349 nucleotides. The record is from the annotation of a GenBank genome assembly. NCBI's taxonomy places the organism in Eukaryota, Viridiplantae, Chlorophyta, Chlorophyceae, Chlamydomonadales, Astrephomenaceae.